This is a messenger RNA of Thunnus maccoyii (southern bluefin tuna), 1917 nucleotides long. Its product is annotated as E3 ubiquitin-protein ligase TRIM21-like. The record is from RefSeq and is a predicted model, not a curated record. Gene Ontology annotation, molecular function: zinc ion binding; protein binding. Bases 113 to 1861 code for a protein of 582 amino acids. Lineage: Eukaryota; Metazoa; Chordata; Actinopteri; Scombriformes; Scombridae. The transcript is spliced from 11 exons.
AGUACAAAAAUGAUGGGCACAGUCUAGUGACGUUCCUUCUUCUGGUAUAAAUAAGGACCAGGUGUCAACAGACUUAUAGAAGAACACAGAGAGAAACAAGGUGACAUACACAAUGGCCUCCUCCACUUCUCACCAAUCCAGUUUCAAAUGCUCUAUUUGUCUUGAUGACUUCACUGAUCCUGUAUCCACCCCUUGUGGACACAACUUUUGCAAAGUCUGCAUAAACACCUACUGGGAUUCAACAGACAUUAUCCAGUGUCCACUUUGUCAGCAAGACUUCAAGAAAAAGCUGCAGUUAAGCGUUAAUGUCUUGCUCAGAGAGCUCAUUGAGCAAAAACAGACAAACAUUCAGAACGUCCCAGAGAAAGAGACCAAAACUCAAGAUAUUUUUUGUGAUGUGUGUCCUGGAGAGAAAAAGGUGACGGCAGUCAAGUCCUGUCUGCACUGUGAAAACUCUCUUUGUUCUGAACACCUGAAACCACACCAGGAUGAUGCUGAGCUGAAGACUCAUGAGCUGCUGGAUCCUGUUAGCAAACUGAAGGAGAGGGUGUGCAAGCAGCACAAAACUCCUUUGGAACUGGUCUGCCAUCAGGAUCUGACUUGUGUGUGUUUGUUAUGCAUCAAAUCGAACCACCAAGACCACAAGUGUGUCCCUUUGAAGAAUCGCCUGAGGAAGAAGAAGGCCCAGGUAGACAAAGAAUUGGCAGAGGUGCAGCAAGAGAUCAACAACAGGAAAAAGUUGGUAGUAAAGGUUGAGAAAUCAGGGGAAAUCAGUGAGAAAAACACCAGGACAGACAUUGAAGACACCCUGAGGAUCUUCACUCACUUGCAACAAGUGGUAAAGCUAAAUGAGGCAGCAGUUGUGGCUUGCCUCACCUUGUUACAGAGGAAAGCUGAAAAUCGCAGUGAGUCUAUCAAAGAAAAGCUUCAAGAGGAAAUCAGUGAACUGGAGGAGAGAAAAAGUGAACUUGAGCAGCUCUCUCAAAUUGGGGACGAUCUCCAUCUUCUUCAGAGUUUGCAUUCUCUGUGUGAACCACCGAAUACUAAUGACUGGUCGGAGAUCAGUGCCUACAGUGAUUCAGCAGUGGCGACUGUGCGAUGUGCUAUUAAUAAGACACUAAUGGAACUUCACAUUACAGUGAAUGAUGAAAUGAAAGCAUUGGUUACAAAAGAGAUAAAGAGAAUUCAAAAAUAUGCAGUGGAUGUAACUCUGGACUCCAACACAGCAAACAGUCUCCUCAUUGUGUCCAAUGAUGGGAAACAAGUGAGGAAUGGAGGAAUUCCUCAGAAACUGCCAGACAACCCAGAGAGGUUUGACACUCUUCUUGGUGUUCUGGGAAAAGAAGGAUAUUCCUCUGGGUCCUUCUACUUUGAGGUGCAAGUCGAAGGCAAAGCUGGUUGGGACAUUGGGGUUGCCUUGGAAACAGUCGAAAGGAAACAGCGGUCUGAUGUCUGUCUGAGACAAGGCUAUGCUGUCCUGAUGCUGCGGGAUGAGAAGACACUCAAAGCUUGUGACAAGCCCCAAGUGGAGAUUAAUCUCCCCAAGAAGCUCAAAAAGGUCGGGGUGUUUGUCGACCAUGAGGAGGGAGAAGUUUUUUUCUAUGAUGUCGGUAAUAUGGCCCAUAUCUACUCCUUUCCUCGUUGCAGAUUUCCCAAGAAGAAGUUACACCCUUACUUUAACCCCUGCACCCAACAUGAGGGCAAUAACUCAGCCCCAAUGUCAUCAUACUGCAGAUGUGAUGAGACUUUUGUCAGUAAAGAUCUCUGGAGGACAAACAGUAUGCAGACAAGUUUCUGUAGGUCUACGGUAGUGAUCAGUGAUUUUCUCUCUGUACUUUGCAGCAAGGCUGACACCGUGUAAAACUCUGGCUGCAAUGGCAACACACAGAGGAUUCCUGCUGCAGCUUGGAUUUCUGG